UAGCAACCCGGGCACGUAGCAACGACCGUACCAAUGGGCGUUCUUCUCCAGGUUCCACCGACCGCGGUUCCUUAGCAACGCGGUAAAAAAAAAAAAACUGACGUCCAUUCUGUUCUGGAAUAUUAUGGUCUGUCCGGAAUUCAGAGUGGCCGCCGCCGGGACUGUAGGAAAACAUAAAUAAUACUCUGCUACCGCUAGCCCGAGCUAACGGGAGGUAGCACCGGAGUCAACAUGGAGCUGUCCGCCGUCGGGGAGAGGGUGUUCGCGGCCGAGUCGAUCAUCAAGCGGAGGAUCCGGAAGGGUCGCAUUGAAUACCUGGUGAAAUGGAAGGGCUGGUCCCCGAAAUACAGCACGUGGGAACCGGAGGAGAACAUUCUGGACUCCCGCCUGUUUGUCGCUUUCGAGGAGAGGGAGCGCGAGCGCGAGCUGUACGGGCCCAAAAAGCGAGGACCGAAACCCAAGACCUUCCUGCUCAAGGCUCAAGAUAAACUGAAAGCCCAGUCCUAUGAGUUCAGAGGCGUCGGAGUCCGGGGGAUGCACAUCACCUACCCGGCCCCCGAGCCGGUGGCGCCCCCCCGGGCCAGAGAGGGUCUGAGGGCCGUGGUGCCAAACAUCUUUCCUCCCGGCGCCGUCAACCGUGGCCCGGCGCCUUCCCUCCACGGGCCCCAGACAAGUGGCCCGAUGCCCACGCCCCGCUUCGAGGGCCACAAGAGGAGAGCGGCGGAGGAGGAUGAGGACGAAGAGGACGACGAAGAGGAGGAGGAGGAGGAGCAGGCGAGCGACAGGCCUCACACGCUGGCUGAGCUCCAGGGGGCCGACGAGAUGAGGCUCCUCGAGGCGGUCCGCCGACACCCGGAGCCCCACGGUCACAAACGGCACCAUCGCCACCUCCACCACACACACAAGCGUCCGCACAGAACCGACACGCACAGGACUAAGGACGGCGCCGCCUACCUGGCGCCCGUGCACUUCAAGCACCGGUCCAAAGUGAACCCGAGCCGCCGCCCCCCCCCUGCCGCCGCCGCCGGGCCCCUCCCGAGGACGGAGAAGCCGUACUUCUUGGACCGGCCGUCCCCGACCCGGCUGGACGGCGUGGACGCGGCGGCGUGGCGGCCCUCCGUCGGCGCCAUGGAGACGGUCCUGGUGACGGACGUCACCACCAACUUCCUGACCGUCACCAUCAAGGAGAGCAGCAGCUCCAAAGGCUUCUUCAGGGACAUGAAGAGGGCGGCGGGACCCUCGCCUUCCUCACGCUGAGGCUCUUUAGGGCGGAGCGGGAUCUGUUGAGCAACGCCAUUUUUGUAUUUAGUGUAUUAAAAAAUUACAGAAUGUGCAUAUAUAUUAUAAAGUUGGACAUGUUCUGUUUAAUGUGUUGAUCAAAUUAGGUCCGUCUCACAUCUUUUAUGAUACUUUCUCUAAAGAGCUCGUGGAGUUUUGCAAUUUCUAACCUAGAAUGUAUUUUUUUCACUUAUCUUCCAGUCUGAGCUAAUUUAUGAGAAAUGAUGUUUAGAUUAAUACAUUCAAUCUGUGGAGGGAUUUAUUACUCUAUAAUUCUAACCAAUUAGACUGAAUAUAUUUAUAUAUAUAUACAUGUUCAAUUUAUAUAUACCCCGUUUAAUUCAAUGGGAUUGAUAUUUAAUAAUGUACGAAAGCACUUUUAAUUCUAAAGUAUUACAAAAAUAAUCCGUUCGUGUUGCAUUCAAAGACCCAGUCUAAAGUCUGUAAUCUAAUUAACAGACUAAGAGUUGUCCCACUGUGUAUAACUAUAUUUUACAUUAACAUAUAUGUAUAUUUUACAUUUUCAGAAACGUUCACAGCUUCAUGUCACGUGUCGGUGUCACUUUGCUUUGUAGAAGCUUUACAAUAAAUUCUUUGAAUUUUUCUCAAUGUUA
Molecule: messenger RNA, 1892 nt
Organism: Pseudoliparis swirei
Lineage: Eukaryota; Metazoa; Chordata; Actinopteri; Perciformes; Liparidae
Gene: cbx8b
Product: chromobox homolog 8b
Exons: 5
Coding region: 232-1257 (341 amino acids)
Source: RefSeq, a predicted model, not a curated record